Messenger RNA from Paraglomus occultum, 317 nucleotides. Lineage: Eukaryota; Fungi; Glomeromycota; Glomeromycetes; Paraglomerales; Paraglomeraceae. The record is from the annotation of a GenBank genome assembly.
GCAAAGUCGGCAUAACUUCAGACCCAAUUCAAAAGUUUAUAAAUGUGCUAAUAAUUGAUGUAAGUGUAAGAACAGGCAAAUUCUUUAAUGUCAAAACUGGAACCGUUGGCAGCAUUCUAAUUGUCCUUCUUGAAUAUUCAAGUUAUCCCUUCCCUGCUUUUAUUGUCAGCUCCGUCGACAUUGCACAACAAAUGUUGGCUAACUCCUCAACUAACGAUACGGACGAACCAGAAUCUACCAUCAAUGUCGACUCUGAUACGGAUUACGAAGAAAUUAUUAAUGAUAACAAAAAUCAACCCAAACCAAAACUCAACUGA